This is a messenger RNA of Colletotrichum scovillei, 1638 nucleotides long. Its product is annotated as pyridine nucleotide-disulfide oxidoreductase. Bases 1 to 1638 code for a protein of 545 amino acids. The record is from RefSeq and is a predicted model, not a curated record. The transcript has 3 exons. Lineage: Eukaryota; Fungi; Ascomycota; Sordariomycetes; Glomerellales; Glomerellaceae.
AUGGGAUCGCCAUAUCUCCUCGCUCACGGUAAUGGAAAGCCAGUCGCGGAUGCAACAACUACUAUAUCAGCGGAAAAGGGCCGUUACAAUGUUUGGGUUCGAACCAAGGACUGGGUUCCGGCUCAUCAUCCUGGUCAAUUUACCCUUACUAUCAACGGAAAUACGCUCGACACAGUCUUCGGCGCCAAUGGCAAAGAUUGGCAUUGGCAGUACGCUGGCACAGUCAAUCUCCCAUGGGAUGGUGUGCGACUGGUGCUGCACGAUUUGACGGGAUUCUGCGGCUGUUGCGACGCAGUCUUUCUCAGCAAGGAGGACACAUCGCCGCCCAAUGGAAUAGACGGAGAAUCGCGUGCCUGGAGGAGACGACUACGUGGUUUACCUCAUCAGCCUCAUGAUGCAGGGUCAUUCGAUGUUGUUGUCGUCGGAGGAGGCAUACCUGGCUGUACAGCCGCAUUAGCAGCUGCGCGAAUGGGGGAUCGUGUUGCCUUAUUCAAGACCAUCGGGCUCACUCCACGCGGUAUGACCAACUCCAUCAUCCAAGAGCUCUCUCAACGCAACCUCGACGGCGACCUAGUCGCACAGCGGCUGCUUGAUGCAGAACCCAACGCGACAGCAUUCAUGGAAUUCACUGUUUACGAUGCAACCCUCACCGGUUCACAGGUAACAUCGGUGAAGGCCCGACAUGCCCGCACUGGAAAGGAGAUUUGCCUUUCAGCUCCAGUCUUCAUUGACUGCUCUGGCAAAGCCAUCCUUGGUAUCUGCACUGGCGCAGAGACCCUUUUCGGUCAGGAGUCCAAGGCGAUGUAUGGCGAAAGUCUUGCGCCUAUAGUAGCUGAUGAGAUGCAUCACGGACACACAGUCUUUUUUCGAACUCGGAUGGGCGACAAACUUGCCCCUUUUCCAUCUGUUCCAUGGGCCACUGAGGUCGCCAAAGACUACUCUGAUCUUCGGGGUCAGCUCAGUAAGCCCGGUCUUGAGAAUGGCCCGGGACCUCUUGUUGUGCCCCCGAAUUUUGUACCCGAUCCUACCAUGGAUAUGAAGAUGAAGGGACCUCUUACCCACUUCUGGGAGUACGGCCAAUGGCUCGAUCCAUAUACUAAUGGUGAACAUAUUCGGGACCAUCUCUUGCGCGCCAUCUACGGGACUUUUCAAAACGUGAAAGAGAUAGAGCCCGAGACUUACGCGAAUCUUGAAUUCGAUUGGGUAGCAUUUAUUCUUACAGAAACCGAUAUCCGCGAUCACAAAGUUUUCCCCGACGCUGUGGUUCAGAAUGCAGGCGCCUUUUGUCUACAUUACCCAGGCGACAAAAAGUACGACUUCCGUCUGCAGGCCUGGGAAUGGGAUGAGCGGGAUAAAAAGCCUUACGACAUCCCUUUCCGGUGUCUCUAUUCGUCUAAUAUCUCGAACUUAAUGAUGGCUGGGAAACAUAUCAGCACCACGCACAUUGGGGGAUCCAACGCCAAGUUCAUGGCCAAUGGAGGAUGCCACGCUCUGGCAACAGCUGCCGCGGCGCACUUGUGCAUUAAGCACCAAACCAAUCCUCGCGGCAUCUAUGAAAACCACCUUCCAGAACUGAAGGCAACUAUCAUCCGCCAGGGCCAGGGUAUCUGGGACAGAAAAUCGGACAACAGACUGUAA